Sturnus vulgaris (Common starling) is the source of this 420-nucleotide messenger RNA. RefSeq names its product family with sequence similarity 174 member C (gene FAM174C). Lineage: Eukaryota; Metazoa; Chordata; Aves; Passeriformes; Sturnidae. Gene Ontology annotation, cellular component: extracellular region. The record is from RefSeq and is a predicted model, not a curated record.
AUGCCGCGCUUCCUUCUCCUCCUCCUCCUCUUCCUCCUCGUCCCGCACCUCGGCCGCGCCGCUAUCCCCAGCCCGGGGAACAGCACGGAACCGCCGCGGGCGGCCACACGGAACGAGACGCAGUGGGAGUCGGAGCAGGGGUCCGGGCCGAGGCUGUCGCUGGGGUCGGGGCUGCCGGUGCUGAGGCGGGCGGUUUAUGUGCUGAGCGCUCUGUCGGCGCUGGCCGCGCUCUACUUCGUGCUGCGGGCGUUCCGCCCCAGGUCCGAGGGCACCAGAAACGAGCCCAAAACUCAUUGCAGGUUGAAGAAGCCCCAGAGGAAGAAGUACGGGCUGCUGUCGAGCCAGGAUGACAACAUCGAGCUGGGCUCCCUCGACAGUGACGAGGACACCGUGUUUGAAACCCGGAACCUGAGGCGGUGA